Messenger RNA from Diaporthe citri, 1047 nucleotides. RefSeq lists its product as uncharacterized. The coding region runs from base 1 to 1047 and encodes 348 amino acids. NCBI's taxonomy places the organism in Eukaryota, Fungi, Ascomycota, Sordariomycetes, Diaporthales, Diaporthaceae. The transcript has 2 exons. The record is from RefSeq and is a predicted model, not a curated record.
AUGGCUCCAACAAAUAGCGACCAGGACUCGCACGACCCGGGCCCGGACGAGCAAAAGGUCCGGGUCCAAUCCGGGACCACGGGCGCCAAGAUGGCUGCCGAGGUGGCUCCGCAACAUCCAUCACACCCAUCAGAGCGAGCAGCGCCCGCCAGCAACAACACCACUAGCAGCCUCAGCUCCACCGCCGCUUCCGACGACCGCAGACGCCAGAUCAACCGCGACGACUUCUCGGGCCUGCAGGUCGUCGAGCCAGGCCUGGAGGUCCCCCACAGCUCCCUCCCCGAGGCCCUCCCCCCCUCGGACCCGCAGACCCAGUUCGUCGAGUACAAGGCAUGGGGCGAGAACGCGCCGCCGCCCCAGGCGGUGCAUCCGUCACAAAACAACCUUCCAGGCGGCGGCGGGUUUCCCUUCCCCGAGGCGGUCUCGCCCGGCGGCGACACCGCCUACACGCCCAUCAGCCAGCCCUACAGCAAGACCAGCAGCGCCACGUACAACGGGGGCCACAACCCGUUCGACGGCGAGAAGCAGCAGCAGCAGCUCGGCGAGAAGAGGAUAUGCGGCCUGCGCAAGAUGGUCUUCUGGUGCGUGCUGGCCGUGGCGAUCUUCGUUGUCGUUGCAGGCGUGGCCGUCGGCGUUGGCGUGGGGUUGGGGACGAGGGAUGAUGGCUCGAGCUCAAAUCCGACGUCAACAGCAACGAGCACCCACAGCGUGCCGUCAGCGACAGCGACGGCCGUGGCAUCCCCGUCGGCGUCCAUCAUCUGCCCCUACGCCAACAGGACCGUCUACAGCCUCGAGUCGAAGACCGACAAGAACUUCCUCGUGAUGUGCGGGCGCGACUACAACAGCUGCUGCGGGGCCGUCGACAUGCUGACCGUCAACACGACCAGCUUCGAGGACUGCCUGGAGCACUGCGGCUCGCAGGAGGGGUGCACGGCCGUGGGAUGGGGCAACUACUACGGCGUCAACACUUGCUGGCUCAAGAGCGCCUGGGGCGAGCCCAACUGGAGCGGGAGCUGGUAUGCUGCUGUCCUGGUCGACUCAAUAUGA